Galleria mellonella (greater wax moth) is the source of this 1046-nucleotide messenger RNA. RefSeq lists its product as uncharacterized. The coding region runs from base 143 to 997 and encodes 284 amino acids. The record is from RefSeq and is a predicted model, not a curated record. NCBI's taxonomy places the organism in Eukaryota, Metazoa, Arthropoda, Insecta, Lepidoptera, Pyralidae. The transcript has 6 exons.
GUGGGGACCACCCGCGUUCCCUUGACAAUUUCACCCCGCGCACGUGUUUCGCUUUCAGUCAUAAAGUGUUUUAUGUGUGUUUCUCGUACAUUUAAAGUUGUUAUUGAUAUUUGGUGAUGUGAUAUAAAGUGUUUGGUGAAACAUGGCUGUAUUGUUGCUGCUCAGCUUUGUUAUUGCUCGCAGCGUGUCUCACAGCAUUACCUUCUUGGAAGUGCCACAAUGGGUGGACCCGAGGCGCGAGGCGGAACUCCGCUGUCAGUACAUCAGACAGGCCCAAGAUCCGCCCCUCCACUCCGUCAAGUGGUACAGAGACACCAACGAGAUAUUCAGAUACACACCACAGGAGUACGAGACGCGUGCAUUUAACAGCACUGGCGUAGCAAUCACGAACAGUUCUUGCGACGCGCGUGCUUGCGUUAUCACAGUGAGACCUGAGAGAGGAACCGCCAAAUACACAUGUGAGGUGUCCAGCGAAGGACCAAGGUUCGCGGUGGACAGGCGGUCGGCGAACAUGACUCUUGCUGUUCUACCGGAGUACGACCCGCUGAUCACGGGCCUGCCCACGAUAGUGCAAGUGGGCGAGCAGGCGAUGGUCAACUGCACGUCGGACUACUCGCUACCAGCAGCCACCAUCGACUGGUUCGUGGACUCCGAACCACAGGAGGAUCCGCUAAUUACUGACAAGACCCACAUCUCUGGAGCGGACGGGGAGGGAUUGCGGGCAUCCUGGCGGACCCUGCACGUUUUCCCUGAUGACUACUCAACUCACCGCGGCUAUUUAGCGUUGCGUUGUCGCGCUACACUUGCGACAAAACCACCGCACGUGCGGAGCAUGUCGGUGCGACUGUACGUCGCUAGUCGCCCGCAUAUAUCAUCAUAUAUGUUUAGUAAGAAUAAUGCAGUGGCCAGCAGUAGUUCGCAGAGGACGCGAGUAAAUAUAGCUGUUUGGACGUUAGUAGUGCUAAUCAGAAGUCAAGUGCCUUCUUUAUUAAAAUAAAAUGGACAUUAUGAACAAAUAAUUCAAAUUUAAUUACGUAAACAACGUG